AAACUGUUGUUCUUUUCCCACCUUCCUCCGUGCGACAUGGGAAGUCGAGAGCUGACGAUCUUACUGCUGGGCACCUGCCUGGGCUUGUGCUAUGCCCAGAGCGCCAUCACCAACAUUGAAUGCCCAGUCCCCGGGAACCCAACAACGGUAACAGAGGAGGACUGCAGCUUGUACACGGCAUGCGUGUGGGACGCGGAGGCAGGCGUGUGCCACAUGGCGGACAACAGAGCGGCGGGGUACUACUACAGCACCGACCCUGUCGACACCGGGAGGGGCUUUGUUUCGACGCUGGUGAAGAGCGACAGAUCCGUGACGAUGUUCGGUGGUGACAUCAACGAUGUGCGACUUGAGGUCAUCUACCAUGAAGACACACACGUGCAAAUCAAGUUAACGGACUCGUUCAGAGAGCGUUACGAGGUGCCGUUGGCGGUGAACCUGCCUGCCGUGGCGGGGUCCAACCCUGCGUACGACGUCACCAGGGGCGUGGCGGGGGCACCCGUCGUCCUGAACGUCACCCGCAGGAGCAACGGCAACGAAAUUUUCCGUCAGAUUGGGCCCAUAACGUUUGAGGAUCAGUUCUUGCAGUUCACAGUGCGUCUGGCAUCAGAGUAUCUGUACGGCUUCGGCGAGAACGUGCACCGCGAGCUCGUACACUCGUUCAGCCCUCGUGCCACUUAUCCAAUGUUUGCCAGGGACAGAGGCGUCUCCGCUAGUGAAGAUAAAGUCAAUCACUACGGUACGUUCCCUUACUACGUCAACAUCGAAGAUGACGACGGCAACUCCCACUCUGUCCUCUUCCUCAACUCCAACGCCAUGGAGUAUUCAACCUUCUUGCUCGAAGACGGAACUCCCGCCCUGACGAUCCGCUCGAUCGGCGGUGUGAUCGACCUGCACAUUUUCACGGGUCCCACGCCCGAGGACCUCAACAAGCAGUACAGCGCGUUGGUUGGGAAGCCCACGUUUCCACCCUACUGGUCUCUGGGCUUCCAGCUCUGCCGCUGGGGCUACACCUCCACCGACGAAGUCAGGGCCGUGCGACAGCGGACAGCUGACGCCGGCAUCCCUCAGGACGUGCAGACUUUUGACAUCGACUACAUGGAAGACUUCAAGGACUUCUCUUACGACCACGUCAAAUUCAACGACUUGCCUCAGCUCGCAGACGAACUUCACGCAGACAACUUGAAGAUGGUUCUCAUCCUCGACCCCUCCAUAGGCGUUAACAUCACAGACAAUCCUCCUUACGUCACAGGAAGAGCCGAGGACGUAUUCCUCAAAUGGAUGACGCCAGACCUGGUCCCAACCGACCAGCCUCCAGAGGCCGACGACUUCUUGCUAGGCAACGUCUGGCCCAACGAGAGGUCGGCCUUCCCUGACUUCAUGAAGGCUGCUACCAGGAGCUGGUGGCUCGAUGAAAUAACUUACUUCCACCGGCUCAUUAACUUCGACGGACUGUGGAUCGACAUGAACGAACCUGCAAACUUCGACACCGACGGUGGUCAGCCAGACCAUCUGAUGUGUCCCAAAAAUCACCUGGAAGACCCGCCAUACCCAACGCUAGCGGCCUACACUCCUGACAACGCCGUGCAGCGCCUCUGCGACAAGACGCUCUGCAUGUCCACCGCUGCCAACGACGGCAGCAAGCAGCUGCUGCGCUAUGACAUCCACAGCCUCUACGGACAUUCAGAGGCCGAGGCUACGUUCAAUGCCCUGGGUAGCCUAUUCCCAGGCAAACGACCAUACCUGUUGACGCGCUCGUCGUACGUCGGCACCGGACGCUACUCCUUCCACUGGCUGGGCGAUAACGUCGCUACCUGGGAUGACAUGGCCAUCUCUGUUGUUGGUGUCAUCGAGUUCAAUAUGUUCGGCAUCCCGAUGGUGGGCGCUGACAUCUGCGGCUUCGGUGGCGCUACGACGCAAGAGCUGUGCUCCCGAUGGCAUCAGUUGGGCGCCUUCUAUCCGUUCAGUCGCAACCAUAACGCAAUCGGCCAGCCCGACCAGGACCCGGCAGUGUGGCCCGAAGUGGCGGCGGUAGCCCGAGACGCUUUCCUGACGCGCUACAAGUUCUUGCCGUAUCUCUACAACCUCUUCCACUACGGCCAGAUGGUAAUGACUGGAAAGUUUAACCGCACGGCGGCGGCCGGAGUGAACCUUGGCAGCGUCCGCGUGCUCGGACUGCCUGCAAGCCCGACCGCCAUUUCCGUCAACGGCGUCGACACCGACACAUUCACGUACGAUUCCGCGACGCAGGUGCUCGUGCUCAGCCUUAACCUGCCGCUUAACGAAGACUUCAGCAUCCUCUUCAGAUAA
Molecule: messenger RNA, 2307 nt
Organism: Hyalella azteca
Lineage: Eukaryota; Metazoa; Arthropoda; Malacostraca; Amphipoda; Hyalellidae
Product: sucrase-isomaltase, intestinal
Exons: 17
Coding region: 37-2307 (756 amino acids)
Biological process (GO): carbohydrate metabolic process
Molecular function (GO): alpha-1,4-glucosidase activity; carbohydrate binding
Source: RefSeq, a predicted model, not a curated record